CCCAAAUCACUUCAAACAAUACACCAAACACAAACAUUAGCCAUGGGAAACCCUCUUUUACUCUCCUUUUCCCUUUGCUUCUUAGUCCUCUUCAAUGUCUGCCUAGCAACCGAUCAAAACAUCCAAGGCUACCGCAGCCGGCGCUAUGGCGAGAGCCAGCGCUACGGCGAGGGCCAGCGCCGGUACCGCGAGUGCCGCCUCGACCGACUCGAUGCCCUCGAACCCUCGAACCGUAUCGAGGCCGAAGGCGGUGUGAUCGAGAUGUGGGAUCCUAACCAUGAGGAGUUUCAAUGCGCCGGCGUGGCUUUCCAGAGAUACUUAAUUGACCCCAAGGGUCUUCUCCUUCCUCAGUACACUAAUGCCCCACGGCUUAUGUACGUUGAAAGAGGGAGAGGGUUCAAGGGAGUUGUGCUUUCGGGUUGCCCUGAAACGUACCAAGAGUCUCAGCAAUCGGCUGGGGAGUUUCGUGAUCGCCACCAGAAGAUCCGCCGUGUUCGCACCGGUGACCUCUUUGCUGUGCCUGCUGGCUCUGCUCAUUGGACGUAUAAUGAUGGCAAUGAGAAACUUAUUAUCGUUGUUCUUCUUGACGUUAGUAACCAUGCAAACCAACUGGACUUCCAUCCAAGGGCGUUCUACUUGGCCGGAAACCCAGAGGAGGAAUUCCCGGAGAGGAGAUCGGAAUAUAAGCAAGAGCAAACACGACACAGUACCCGCCGGGAGGGAUCAAGCAACAAGAACAACAUCUUCUUUGCCUUCGACGAUAGAGUUCUCGCAGAAGUUCUCAACAUAAACACCGAGAUGGCGAGGAAGCUUCGUGGAGAAGACGACUUCCGACGCAACAUCAUAAAGGUCGAGGGACAAUUCGAGGUAAUCAAGCCACCAAGAUCACGAGGAGGACAAAGAGGAGACGAACAACAAUGGGAGGAGGAACAAGAGGAGGAGCAAGAGAGAGCAUACGAGCGCAGCCGAGGCCGUCGAAGCCACCGAUGGGCCGACGACAAUGGUUUAGAUGAAACCAUUUGCUCUAUGAGAUUAAAGGAGAACAUUGGCGAUGCCUCCCGCGCUGAUAUCUACACACCUGAAGCUGGUCGUCUUAGCACCACCAACAGCCAUCGCUUCCCCAUCCUCCGCUGGCUCAAACUAAGCGCCGAGCGUGGUGUCCUUUAUAGAAAUGCAAUGUACGUCCCGCAUUGGAACCAAAACGCACAUAGUGUCAUAUUCGUAACAAGAGGCCGUGCGAGAGUCCAAGUAGUCGACGACCGAGGCCAAACCGUAUUCGACGGCGAGCUACAACAACGACAGCUACUAGUGGUACCACAAAACUUCGCCUUAGUCAAGAAAGCAAGCGAUGAAGGGUUCGAAUGGGUAUCAUUCAAGACCAAUGACAACGCCAUGAUCACCCCACUGGCCGGGCGGACCUCAGCCAUGAGAGCCUUCCCAGUUCAAGUCAUUGCCAGCGCUUAUAGAAUCUCAAACGAAGAGGCUCUAAGGCUCAAAUUCAACAGGGAAGAGACCACUUUGCUGCCCCCACGCAUGUCAUCAUCGGCACGUAGGGCUAACCCGAUAGAAGCUAUGUAAAGCGCUUGGUUUGGUUCGGUUCGGUUUGGUUUGGUAGGAAGGGCCAGUUUUGGCUUUUGUUUUUAUGGUGUAAUAAUUUAGGUUUUAAAGCUUCGGAAUAAUCGUAAUAAUAAUAAUAAAGACGAGGCCUUUCUUAUA
Cucurbita pepo subsp. pepo (vegetable marrow) is the source of this 1716-nucleotide messenger RNA. Its product is annotated as 11S globulin. The record is from RefSeq and is a predicted model, not a curated record. Gene Ontology annotation, molecular function: nutrient reservoir activity. Lineage: Eukaryota; Viridiplantae; Streptophyta; Magnoliopsida; Cucurbitales; Cucurbitaceae.